CCCGAAACCAAUUUAGAAACUCGAAAGCAGUCGCACCUAUGUUGUUUCACCGGUAGAAUAUAUGGUGGCCGCAUCCUGCACGUUUUGAAACAGAAUGCACAUUCUUACAACUGCCUCCCUUUUAGCCGUUGUAAAUUUGUGCGACGUGUCCGCCUUUGGGGUAGAUAUGAUCAUGGAGAUCGUAGGGUGCGCAGCAAGUGUAAGUCAGCUGCUGGUCUAUAUAGCCUUGUCCUCCGGCCGCCUGGAGAAACUAUGCGCUGAACUGAAAGACGGCUACUCAACCUAUCGCGAAGAAGAGUCGAAUAUAAGUAUCCUACUGGGGAUAAUCAAGCGUCUCUCGCGCCAGCAUAUUGCGAACGAAGAUUCCAUCCUUCCUGUGCUGAUAGCGAUCUCUACACUCGCGUGCCAGGCGCUACACCUUCUACGGCCUAACAAGGUCCUUGGUAUCAACUGGACCCCAAUCACGGCCCACGAAAAGAUCAAAUCGGCAUUCCAAUCACUCGAAAAAAAGAGAACGUUGCUCCAUUUAUACAUUUCCCAAAAACAUCACGACGCCCUCGUAGACCUUCGGCAGACGAUCAAGACGUCCAAUAUGUCGUCAUCAAAGACCCCUAUGACUGAAACUUCGGGUACUUCCAUGAAUGGUGCCUCUGACGACUCAGACUCGGACGGACAGAAAAAUGUACCUAUGCCAACUGGAGAGACACAAGGGCGGACUAGGCGUUCCCGGGUAACUAUCUCUUCCAACUACUUCGCAACGAGCUCUACUGACAGUAGCAUAGGUAGUGAUCACGAAUUCCACUAACAGUGGCUUCAAUUCCAUCUUCAAUGGCAAAACAAUUCCUGAAGCGGACUUCAGAAUUGAUGGUUUUACCCAGACUGCGCAAGGCGUAAGUGCUUUGGGAAACGAGAAACAGCCCAGUGAUCGCACUCUUCUUAAAGCACUUCGUAGCCGCGGCCCCGCACAAACAGCCGUAAACGCUGUUCCUCCAACAGCUUAUACCAACACGACAGCCCCAAGACCUGCGAUUACCAAU
Molecule: messenger RNA, 1037 nt
Organism: Alternaria rosae
Lineage: Eukaryota; Fungi; Ascomycota; Dothideomycetes; Pleosporales; Pleosporaceae
Exons: 1
Coding region: 95-805 (236 amino acids)
Source: RefSeq, a predicted model, not a curated record